This is a messenger RNA of Dendrobium catenatum, 1590 nucleotides long. RefSeq names its product DNA polymerase-like. The record is from RefSeq and is a predicted model, not a curated record. The transcript has a single exon. Gene Ontology annotation, biological process: DNA replication. Gene Ontology annotation, molecular function: nucleotide binding; DNA-directed DNA polymerase activity; DNA binding. Lineage: Eukaryota; Viridiplantae; Streptophyta; Magnoliopsida; Asparagales; Orchidaceae. Bases 1 to 1590 code for a protein of 529 amino acids.
AUGAAGAUGAAGAUGAGGGCAUACACAACAGACAGUGCUAAUACAGCUUCUAUCGGACUGUUAUUGAAUCGCUUGUAUCAAAAGAUUGAACGAACAACACCCCAAGAUCCGCAUCCAGGGUUGAUUAUUGCUACACAUCACUUCAAAAAGCCUUACCCUCUUGUUCACGAGAUUGACCUACUCAGUCUUGCUACCCUUGGUCUCUUAAUCCAGUUUGCUUACCCAUCUUUAUCUGGUUACGCUAAGUUUACUAUUUCCUUGACUAUGAUGCGAUCUUACGGAGAGGAGAUCUCAUUUACUACAGGUCCCGCUAUCCCCUUGACUUAUCAAGAUUGUGAGUUCAUUCCAAAGAAUGAGGUCUAUGCUCAAAUAUCUCGAAGUCUUAUGAAAUAUGCAGAAAUCUACGACGAGGAUAAUCUAGUUCGACUCAUGAUCCGAGUCUAUAUGGACGGCAAAAAGAUGUAUAGGCCUUCCCUAUCUUCUGAGGAGAGAGAUAGCACACUUUAUUCAAUCAUGAAAGCCGGAUUGAGUGAGAUCGAGCCAAUAACUGCAAGAGCAAUCCGAAAUCGUAAGCGUAGCUAUCCAAGGCAUAUCCAAGCACUCAAACCAUCUCGCACAGAGCUGAAACCAUUCCUAGUUGCCGAUACCGAGACUAUACUGAUCGAUAACGAACAUAAGCCUUAUGCAGUAGGUCUCUUGUUGGUUCGUCCUGGUAAAGAGAUCAAGAAUCAAUUGAUCGAUACUUACUUCAGCGAAGACCACUCUCUAAUCUUGGAUUCCUUUGAAGAAAGGAGUACUAAGGUUCUUUUUGACUUUCUCAAAAGGAUAUUAGCGAUUUUUAGAAAAGAAAAAUCAGCUUUCACUACUAUUUACUUUCACAAUUUCUCUAGAUUCGAUGGUAUUUUCUUGCUUAAGCACCUAGCAUGUCAUCAUAAGAGCUACAAGCUCAAACCACUGGUUAGGAACCAUAGGCUUUACGAGAUAGCUGUCUAUUCUGGUAAGAAUAAGUUCUUCUGCUUCAGAGACUCCUUGAAUCUUCUACCAGGCAAACUUAGCGACCUAGCUAAGAAUCUAUGCCCGGAUCUAGGCCAGAAAGGCUCAAUCCCAUAUGAUGAGGUGAAACUGUCAAAUCUGGUCAGUAUGAAAAAAAGCUUGUUAGACUAUAUGAAGCAGGACAUACUUCUCCUUGGAGGUAUAAUGCAAAAAGCUCAAGAGAUUUCUUGGAAGCUGUAUAACGUGGACAUAGAAAGCAAGAUUACACUUGCCUCAUUGGCUCUAAGCAUCUAUCGUCUGAAAUACUACGACUCAAAGAAUUGGCCUAUCCACAUCCCUAAUAAGAAUGAAGACUCCUUUAUAAGGCGGGGAUACUAUGGUGGUCAUACAGAUACAUACAAGCCAUAUGGCGAGGACCUAUACUACUACGAUGUGAACUCUCUCUAUCCCUUUGUAAUGAAGGAAUUCCCAAUGCCUGGUGGUGAUCCAGUCUGGCAUGGAAAUCUGGUUGGUAAGGACUUAGAUGAUAGCUUGUUUGGCUUUCUUGAGGCAUAUGUGGUAUCUCUAAAGAGGCCAUUUCUACCCAGACAAGAAUAA